This is a messenger RNA of Lactuca saligna, 495 nucleotides long. Lineage: Eukaryota; Viridiplantae; Streptophyta; Magnoliopsida; Asterales; Asteraceae. The record is from the annotation of a GenBank genome assembly.
AUGCGUCAGCUUCCCUAUGUCUCGAGUUCUGCUAAGGCCUCAUCUCUCAUCCACCCUGUGAUGAAAGUGGUCCACAGGAUCGUUGCUUCACUUGUCGUCCCUAGAAAAGAAAGAAGCACCAUUAGCGCCCUUGAGCUCAAAAUACUCUAUGCGAUGGCCCACCCAGACGAUAAUCUCAUUCCUCACUAUGGCUCAUUCCUUUGUAACAAAUUCACCUUCCUCAGCACAUCACGGUCCGGAAAAAUAACUUGUGGUGGCAUUGUCAGUUUAUUGGCAAAAAGUGCUCCAGUUCGGGUCCCAUACCCCGAAACUCACCAACCCCUACCCGAUGAGACCUACCUGACCACAGGAGUUCUAGAAUCUAUGAGAAUGUUCCGGGAGGAGGACGGGAACCAUAAUUGGACUGUGGGUCAAAACCACGAUCCAAGGCUACUCAUCACCCCAAAGAACAAAGACAUCCUUUCCCUCAGGUGUCCUAAUAAUUUCACCGACUGA